This is a messenger RNA of Kwoniella shivajii, 384 nucleotides long. RefSeq names its product transcription initiation factor IIA subunit 2. The record is from RefSeq and is a predicted model, not a curated record. Gene Ontology annotation, cellular component: transcription factor TFIIA complex. Lineage: Eukaryota; Fungi; Basidiomycota; Tremellomycetes; Tremellales; Cryptococcaceae. Gene Ontology annotation, biological process: transcription initiation at RNA polymerase II promoter; RNA polymerase II preinitiation complex assembly. The transcript is spliced from 5 exons. Gene Ontology annotation, molecular function: RNA polymerase II general transcription initiation factor activity; TBP-class protein binding. The coding region runs from base 1 to 384 and encodes 127 amino acids.
AUGUCGGCUGGUCAAAGUUAUUAUGAGUUCUAUAGAGGAUCAAGUAUCGGUACGGCGCUCACUGACGCUUUGGACGAAUUGAUUACUCAAGGUGAUAUACCUCCUCAAUUAGCUAUGAGAGUAUUGCAGCAGUUCGAUAAAUCUCUCACUGAAUGUUUACAGAAAGGUGUCAAGAACAAAACUACCGUAAAAGGUCAUUUAGCAACAUAUAGAUUAUGUGAUGAUGUCUGGACGUUCGUGGUGAAAGAUCCUCAAUUCAAGAUGGAAGGCACUGGUGCGGGAUCUGAAAUCGUCACAGCACCCAAAAUCAAAAUAGUAGCUUGUAAAAGUGGUGAUGCGCCUGAAGGCAAGAAGAGUGGAGCGAAAGGUAAUGAUUUCGCUUGA